Messenger RNA from Penaeus monodon (black tiger shrimp), 1745 nucleotides. Its product is annotated as immunoglobulin superfamily member 10-like. Lineage: Eukaryota; Metazoa; Arthropoda; Malacostraca; Decapoda; Penaeidae. The record is from RefSeq and is a predicted model, not a curated record.
GCUCCGCCCCGCGUCCGGCAGAAGCGCCUCCUCUCCCGCCGUGGCGAGAGGCAUCGACGUCGUCCGAGGAGCGAGUGAAAUAGUGCUGCGUCAUGCUGGGCGUCGCGGUGUUCCUGACGGCGAUCCUGGCGGUGGCCGGGGAAGACGUCGAUCCUACUGACGCUGUCGAUCCCGUCGACGCCUUGGAUCCUUCCAGCCUCGUCGGCCAGCUGAAUGUGUCCCUGUUUGAGAAGCUGAUGUUAAGGACUCUGCCUCAAGCAAUGAUCCCUCUGCACCACAACUGCACCGACUACAGCGAAACGGGCGACUGCGACCUGGUGGUGGAGAACAGAUUGUGCAGCACCAUGUUAUUCUACGCUCGCUACUGCUGCCGCUCCUGCACCUUGGCCAAGCAGAUCCUCACUUAUGGACCUCACCUCAGGUACACCAUGAAAAUUCCUGUAACUGCCAAGAUCAGCACCGACAAGAGGGAAUUACGUUACGGCGAGAACGUCACCGUCACCUGCGAGGUCUCUGGGUCUCCGGUGCCUGAAGUGCUGUGGUUUGUGGACGACAGGUACUUCGACGCCAGUGGACUGCCGAAUGCAACUGUUGAAGACCUGGGAGGAAUCCUGACGAAAACGAGACGAGAAACCAUCACACUUCCGACCACCAUGUUUAGUAAUGAUUUCCUCUGCGACUGUGUAGCCAUCAGCACUGAGGGGCGGGACGAGAGCCGCCUGACAAUUUUCAUCAGAAAGGAUAUAGGCCUAUCAUCUGAAAUUUUACCGGGAGAGAGAUUAUUCACUCUCACGGAUGAUAUAACUUUGGAGUGUACUGCUAAGGGAGUCAGCCUGAAGGAAAUCGGUUGGAAGUUGAAUGACGAGAUCCUCGAGAACUCCGACAGCUAUAACAUCACUGAGGAAAGGAUUGCGGAAGACGGAGAGAUGAGGAUUCACUCCAACAUCACUUUCCUGCGACCGGAAGUUAUGGACGACGAUGUACUGUGCUUCGCGACCACUCUCUCCGGGGAUAUCACAGAUACUGAAACACGCGUAAUAGUGAAGGAUAUGGACAUUCACCCUAGCUGCAAGGACAUCGCGGGCAGGCGGGAGUGCUUCUACGGCAGGUACACUUGCGACAGAGAUUACGUCAAAAGUUACUGUUGCAGAACUUGCACCCUGGUGGGCGUAGUGCCAGUUGGGCCGCAUUUUCCAAGCAACACCGAGGCAUCACUGGCAAGUUUACAUCCGGAUAUACUACUGGAGUGUUCAGUACGGAGGAGAGGCAAUGAUGACCUGUCAAACUACUGGUUAUCCCGGGAUACAGAGAGUCGUGUGGUAUAUAGGGAACACACCGAUUGAAAAGACUGACCACCGCCAUAUAGAAGAAAAGGUGAUGCAUUGCUCGAUUUCCUGUGACGUCAGAUCUACCCUCCGCAUCAUGGGACUGACAAAGCAAGACUUUGGCAAUUACACGUGCAAAGCGGUCAACGAUAUCACGGAGUCAGAAGCAAGGGUGAGGGUGCAGAUAACACGUGAGGGAAAGAUCAUCAUAUACUGACAUUCUGACUAAAAGGCGCAGCUAAAAGAAAGAGCACAGUACGUUUUACGUUGUUUAUUCUUGCGGUGAUGGACAUCAUUUCAGAAAUAAAUGGUCCAUGUUUUACUUUUCCACGCAUAUUAAACGUUAAGUUCGAUUUUUAUCCACAAUACUUAUACACGGGUGGAAAAUAUCAAAAGAAACACAUUAAAGUAUGGAUAUGA